CUGGACUUGCUCUUCACAACAACAGUGUGUGUUUGCUGGUAAGCAGAUAAGACGUGGGGACAAGAAUCUGCACAAACAGCCUUAUUACUGGUCAGCUACAUUGUAAGGUGACACCACAAACCUGCAGGCGUGUAGAGGAGAGUUAGUUUGAAAAGCGACGGCAGCCUCCACUUGUUACAUCGUUGUGUCCUUAUACAACAUGUGGAGAACCUGAAGGAAACAUCUGGCUGUAAGAGAUAUGUGCGCGUGUGUGAGAGGAGAAAUAUAGACGAGAAGAUACCGUGAAGAAACUUUUAUGAAACAGAAAAUCUUUUGAAGAAUCCUGCCGUUCCUGUUCCUGUUUGGUCAGUCAAAGACCGAUUGGAGCUGAAGCAUGGACAGUGAAGUGGGAACGAUGAACACCAGCCUUGACAGUCCCCUGAGCCCGAGACACCUAACUGGUUUGGGGAUGAACUGUCUUUUUGGACAAAAGAACAGACACUCUGGGCCUGGCCUCACCAGUCCUCAGGAGUACAACCAGUGGCUGCCUUACCGCCAUGAUGCCAGCCUGCUGCCCAUGAAAGAAGACCUGGCCUUCUGGCUCAACACACUCUUGGGUGUGGACCUCACAGCAGAUGGUCUGAUGGAGAGGUUGGAUAAUGGCGUUAUCCUCUGUCAGCUGGCACAGCUGCUGCAGGAGAAAAUGAUCCACACCAACAAUGGCAAGCCGUUCACGAGAAGAGUGAUCCACUGGCGAGCUGAUGCAACAUCUGGAUCAUUUUUCGCCCGAGACAACACUGCCAACUUCCUCUACUGGUGUCGAAAGAUUGGCGUUGAUGAGGCUUACCUGUUUGAGUCAGAGGAUUUGGUCCUGCACAAGCAACCUCGGGAGGUGUGCCUGUGUCUGAUGGAGCUGGGACGGAUUGCAGCCAGGUAUGGAGUGGAGCCUCCAGGGCUGGUGAAGUUAGAGAGAGAGAUAGAGAGGGAGGAGGCAGGGUGCUUAUCUCCAUCAUCCUGUCUCUCCUUUUUUCCUCCUACAUCAUUGUAUUCGCCAUCACAAUCUUCCCUGCCCCCAGCCCCCUCUCCUCCUCCUUCUCCUCCUCCUCCACCCGUGCCCCUCACUCCAAGCACAACCUGUCUGUCUGAAACCCUUGCCGCCUCCCUCGCCUCUGAUCUUCCAUCAGCCACAACAAACCCAGUACCUACAUGUUUAUCCCCUCCUCAGUCGUCCCUCUCAGCCUCUAACCCUUGUACAACCACAGCCUCAACACAAACACCUUUGUUCUCUUCAUCCUGCACCACUAACACAUCUGCCUCAACUCCACUGUCGGCACCCUCACCAGGCCGAACCCUGGUAUCCCCUGCCAGAGUCUCAUGUACCACAAUAAACAACCACACUCCCACAGCUACACCUCCCAUCACCUCCCCACCUGUAGCCUCGACUCCUCGUUCCUCUAGCAAAUCCACAAGCCGGAGGAGCAGAGGCACCACCGACAUUUUGGAUGAUAUUGUGAGAAACAUUAUUGAAAAUCCCCCCUGCAGCUGCCCCACCAGGUUCCUCGUCGAGAAACAACCUAAAGGCUGCUACCGCGUUGGGGAUAAAGUUCUGUAUAUAAGGAUGCUGAAUGAGCGCCAUGUGAUGGUGCGCGUAGGCGGAGGUUGGGAGACCUUUAUAAGUUACCUGCAGAAACACGACCCCUGCAGAGGAGGAGGACCGGUCAGCAGAUCUGAGGUCAGGGUCUGUAGGGACAAAGCGAAGCCGCCCAGUUUGAACAUCUCAUCUGACAGCUACAUGGUGGUCGGUGCCCAUUACCGUGGCAAGAAGUAGACUCUCAAACUGCUCACUUUUGCUUCUGACUCUGGGCAGCAGCGUUGAACAUUUCACUUAAUCAGACCAAACUGUACAAGGUAAAUGAUAUAACAUAUAGCUCAAAUCCCUUUUACCUCAAGUUUAAAAGGAAAUUCACCUUUUUUUUUUAUUCCCAACCGUUUUGUUAGCUGAUUGUUGUGUAUGAAUCAACCAACUGUCACAUGUUGUCAGUGAAGCCACAUGACUGUAUGUUUGCAAUCAUUAGUAAAUUAGCAUAAAAUUAAUUAUGAAUUAAUCCUCACUUCCCAAGAACAAAUGCCAAACAUUCGCUGGUUCCAGCUCCUUCAAUUUGAGGAUCUGCUGCUUUUCUUUGUCAUACAUGAUAGUCAAAUGAAUAUCUUUGGCUUUUAGAUUGUUGAAUAAUCUGCAGAAUAAUAAACAAUGACAAUGAUUGUUAGUUGCAGCACUACUUGUUAUCUAAUGUUAUAUCAUAACUUUCAUAUAAUCAUCUUGAUCAUCAAAUAUCCUUAGGUUUUGUAGUACUGUUUGCAGUAAUGUCAUUAUAGUCAUACAUGUGUACUGUUGUAGUUUAGUUAGUAAACAUACAGCUACGUGUUUAUAUAUAAUAUCACGGCACUAUAGUUUAAAUAUGUAUGUUUAAGCUUUUGUAUUUUGGAUGUUCUAGCAGCAGUUUGAGUAGUAGUUUUAAAGAUUUACGCAUACUGACUUUUAAUGUAUGGAGUUAUUUUUCUUAUUUUACUGGACAAAACUUUUCUGUUUAGAAUAAACUUGUUUCAAAAAUGCU
Messenger RNA from Dicentrarchus labrax (European seabass), 2594 nucleotides. RefSeq names its product growth arrest-specific 2b (gene gas2b). NCBI's taxonomy places the organism in Eukaryota, Metazoa, Chordata, Actinopteri, Moronidae. The record is from RefSeq and is a predicted model, not a curated record. Gene Ontology annotation, cellular component: actin filament. Bases 374 to 1807 code for a protein of 477 amino acids. Gene Ontology annotation, biological process: actin crosslink formation. The transcript is spliced from 9 exons. Gene Ontology annotation, molecular function: microtubule binding; actin filament binding; cytoskeletal adaptor activity.